AUGACCCCCACCCUCAGGGCCCUGCUCUGCCUCGGUCCCCUCUUCAAGCCCACCCUCAGGGCUGAGCCAGGCCCUCUGAUCCCCUUGGGGAGCCCCGUGACCAUCACCUGUCAGGGGACCCCAGGGGCUGAGGAGUACCAUCUGGAUAAAGAGGGAAGCCCAGCACCAUGGAAAACACAGGAGCCACAGGAGCCUGCGGACAAGGCCAAGUUCUCCAUCACACACAUGACAGAGCAUGAUGCAGGGAGAUAUUGCUGUUACUAUCGCAGCCCUGCUGGCAGGUCAGAGCGCAGUGACCCCCUGGAGCUGGUGGUGACAGGAGCCUACAGCAAACCCAGCCUCUCAGCCCUGCCCAGCCCUGUCGUGACCUCAGGAGGGAACGUGACCCUCCAGUGUGGCUCUGAGCAGGGAUUUGACAGGUUCAUUCUGACUAAGGAAGGAGAUCACAGGCUCUCCUGGACCCUGGACUCGCAGCCACAGCCCAGUGGGUGGUCCCAGGACCUGUUCCCUGUGGGCCCCGUGAACACCAGCCACAGGGGGACCUUCAGAUGCUAUGGCUGUUACAGGAACAGGUCCCAGGUGUGGUCACACCCCAGUGAGUCCCUGGAGCUCCUGGUCUCAGGUGAGGGCCCCUGA
Molecule: messenger RNA, 636 nt
Organism: Myotis davidii
Lineage: Eukaryota; Metazoa; Chordata; Mammalia; Chiroptera; Vespertilionidae
Product: leukocyte immunoglobulin-like receptor subfamily A member 5
Exons: 3
Coding region: 1-636 (211 amino acids)
Biological process (GO): cytokine-mediated signaling pathway
Molecular function (GO): inhibitory MHC class I receptor activity
Source: RefSeq, a predicted model, not a curated record